Hydractinia symbiolongicarpus is the source of this 669-nucleotide messenger RNA. Its product is annotated as tigger transposable element-derived protein 4-like. Bases 1 to 669 code for a protein of 222 amino acids. The record is from RefSeq and is a predicted model, not a curated record. NCBI's taxonomy places the organism in Eukaryota, Metazoa, Cnidaria, Hydrozoa, Anthoathecata, Hydractiniidae. The transcript has a single exon. Gene Ontology annotation, molecular function: nucleic acid binding.
AUGGACCAAGGAAUUAUCCGCGCCCUGAAAGCAAAAUAUCGAUCGCUAGCAGUGCGGAAAUUGAUAAAAGCCUUGGACGAGGAAAAAUCGACUCCGAAGUUCUCGAUUCUUGCAGCUAUGUACAUGCUAAGGAAAGCAUGGGAUGAUGUUUCCAACAAAACAUUCACCAAUUGCUUUCGAAAAUCAGGAAUUUCCCAAAAGGAUGCAGAAAGAGCGAUCAACGAAGAUGACGACCCUUUUAAAAGUUUAACCAGCGAAGUAGAAGAAGACCCAAUUCCAACCCUCGAUGCUGAACUCUCUUACAUAAAACGAAGGUUUCCUGACCACAUUGAUCCUGACUUAUCAACUGAAGAUUUCAUUGAUUUUGACAUUGAAGUCAGUACAUCCCAUGGGCGUCUGAAGACUGCUGACAUCAUUGCUGAGAUCACUGGGACUCAAGACGAAGAAUUAGAAGAGGUCGACGAAGAAGACAAGGAGGAAGAAGAUAAGAUCACAAGACCGACGGCCGAGCAAGUGCGUACAGCUAUCAACGUCCUCGAAGACUUGAGUAUUUUUUCACAUUUUGGAGAAGAAAUGAUAGCUUCCCUGAGGGACUUGAAUCGUAAUAUCACCAAAGAUUUUGAUAUGAGUUGUAAGCAAACAGUUAUCACCGACUUCUUUUCUAAAUAA